AUGCAUUUCUCUACAGCUGUUUUGAGCACCAUCCUUGCGACGGCAUGCGCUCAUGAUGUCCACGAACGUGAUUUGCCGCCGCCAGUCGCUGUCAAUGACAUGAGCUACACCAGCUGUGCGAACGCAGCAUGGCCUCCGUCUACCGUCGGCACUGAGCUUGUGCCACAGAAGCCUGACGACGAUCUCAAGGCGAUGCUAGACGAGCUCAGCCCUGAGAACAUUGAGAACACCAUCACCAAGUUGGUGUCCUUUGGCACCCGCCACACUCUCAGUACACAAAACAGCACCACACGCGGCAUCGGUGCAGCAAGAGACUGGAUCGCAUCAGAGAUGAGAAAGUACGCCAACGAAAGCUCAGGUCGCAUGACCGUCACGGUCCCCAGCUACACCCAAGGCGUAGCCUCCCGGAUCCCCUUCCCUGUCAAGAUCUCCAACAUCCUAGCAACAAUCAAAGGCAGUGAAACUCCUGACAAAGUGUACAUCAUGACUGGCCACUACGACAGCCGCGUCACCGACGUCCUGAACUACGAAGCCGACGCCCCCGGCGCCAACGAUGACGCAUCAGGCGUAGCCAUUGCCAUGGAACUCGCGCGCAUCCUUGCUACCCGUCAGCCACGUUCGACCAUCAUCCUCGGUGCCGUUGCUGGCGAGGAGCAGAACCUCUACGGCAGCACUUUCUUCGCCAACACGCUUCGCAAUGCGUCUGUUAACGUUGAGGGCAUGUUGAACUGUGACAUUGUUGGUUCAUCAACCGGUGAUCGCGGACAGAAAGAUCCCUUCACAAUUCGCGCCUUUGCACAAGGCCCUCCAAGCUAUGAAAACGCAACAGUUGCAGCCCGCCGCCUGCAAAUCGGUGGCGAGAACGACAGCCCAGCGCGUGAGCUGGCGCGCUUCUCUGCUGAAGUAGCCGCCAACUCAGCAACGGGCAUGAACGUUGCCAUCAUCUACCGAUUAGACCGCUUCCUGCGCGGAGGCGACCAUUCGCCCUUCCUUGCAGCAGGAUACCCUGCGAUUCGAUACACCGAGCCGAAUGAGAACUUUGCGCACCAGCACCAGGACGUGCGCACCGAGAACGGCACUGUGUACGGAGACUUGAUUGAAUUCGUCGACUUCGACUUCACUGCACGCGUUGGCAAGGUAAAUUUGGCUACGCUAUGGAGCAUGAGCGAGGCACCGGGUUGGCCACGCAACCUCACUGUGGAUACUACUGUGCUCGACAACGACACCAGGCUCAAGUGGAUUGUGAGUGACGAUCCAAACGUAAAGUCGUAUGAGGUCGUAUGGAGGCCGGUCAUUGCGCCGUUGUGGACGCACAUGUUGGACGUUGGGAAGGUGGGAAGCAUCGUUCUCCCGCUCAGCAAGGACAACGUGAUCUUCGGCGUCCGCGCUGUGGGUAAGAACGGGUACAAAAGCCCUGCCACAUACCCUUUCCCCGGGUGA
Ascochyta rabiei is the source of this 1440-nucleotide messenger RNA. RefSeq lists its product as uncharacterized. Gene Ontology annotation, molecular function: metalloexopeptidase activity. The coding region runs from base 1 to 1440 and encodes 479 amino acids. NCBI's taxonomy places the organism in Eukaryota, Fungi, Ascomycota, Dothideomycetes, Pleosporales, Didymellaceae. The transcript has a single exon. Gene Ontology annotation, biological process: proteolysis. The record is from RefSeq and is a predicted model, not a curated record.